CUCACUCGCCACCCACCGCAGGCCCUCCACGCCCGUGCCCCCACUGCCCAGCCAUGGAGGCCAUCAAGAAGAAGAUGCAGAUGCUGAAGCUGGACAAGGAGAAUGCCAUCGACCGGGCCGAGCAGGCUGAGUCAGACAGGAAAGCUGCCGAGGAGAAGUGCAAGCAGGUGGAGGAGGAGCUGUCGCACCUCCAGAAGAAGCUGAAGGGGACGGAGGACGAGCUGGAGCAGCGCUCCGAGGCCCUGCAGGACGCGCAGGAGAGGCUGGAGCAGACGGAGAGGAGAGCCGCCGACGCCGAAGGGGAUGUGGCAGCUCUCAAUCGACGCAUCCAGCUCGUGGAGGAGGAGUUGGACAGGGCUCAAGAGCGACUGGCCACAGCCCUGCAGAAGCUGGAGGAGGCAGAAAAGGCUGCAGAUGAGAGCGAGAGAGGAAUGAAGGUGAUAGAAAACCGGGCCAUGAAAGAUGAGGAGAAGAUGGAGAUUCAGGAGAUGCAGCUCAAAGAGGCCAAGCACAUUGCUGAGGAGGCCGACCGCAAGUACGAGGAGGUAGCUCGUAAGCUGGUCAUCCUGGAGGGAGAGCUGGAGAGGGCAGAGGAGCGUGCCGAGGUGUCUGAGCUAAAAUGUGGCGACCUGGAAGAAGAACUCAAGAACGUCACUAACAACCUGAAGUCACUCGAGGCUGCGUCUGAGAAGUAUUCUGAAAAGGAGGAUAAAUACGAAGAAGAAAUUAAACUUCUGUCUGACAAACUGAAAGAGGCUGAGACCCGCGCCGAGUUUGCAGAGAGAACAGUGGCAAAACUGGAAAAGACAAUCGAUGACCUGGAAGAAAAACUUGCUCAGGCCAAAGAAGAGAACGUGGGCUUACAUCAGACACUGGAUCAGACGCUAAACGAACUUAACUGUAUAUAACCAAAACAGAAGAGUCUUGUUCCAACAGAAACUCGAGAGCUCCGUGUCUCUCUCUUCUCUUGUAAGAAGUUUGUUACUGCAUCUUCGCUUUACUGGAAAUGUCAAGCAAAUUAUGAAUACAUGACCAAAUAUUUUGUAUCAGAGAAGCUUUGAGCACCAGUUAAAUCUGAUUCCUUCCUUUUUUUCAAAUAGCACCAGCUUUUUCAGCUUUACUCCUAUCCUUAAGUGGCAUUUCUUCCUAAGGUAGGCAGGGUAUUUCGUAUUGAGCAUACUCUCUUAAGACUGAGGGCAUUUGGUUCCUGGGAGAGCAGGCAAGCACAGUUUCAAAGUAGACCCCAAUAUCUAGUCAUGGGUCAAUUUAAAAGGCUGAUGGAUGUAACCUUCCCGGCCACCACAAGUCACACUACAGGAGGCCAAGGACCAUCACAUUAAAAUGGGUGGGGAUUUUCCAUCCAGAGCAAAGAAAAAAAAAAAGGAACUAUUGUGGGAAGUCAUAAACCCAAGAUAGAUUAACCUAAUCAUGCUGGCUCUUUUCCACACUCCACCGUGCAGAACAAACAUCCUCUGAGCAGUCAGCAUGAGAAUGCUCGGGAAAAAGUCAUAAUAAUUACCCAAAUAUUUUCUGGACAGAUCUUUGAUGUUAUGCUCUUCUACCUGUUUUACUCUAAAGUUGUUCUGAGGAGCAGAUGUGUUACUCAAAUAACGACCCACGCUUGUCUGCUCUGACAUGAGGCCAUCCACUCAGCAGGAAGGAAUAUGUUGAAAUUCAGUCCUCUUCAGAGAAGCCCUAUCAGAAAGAGUGGGAGCCAUCAAUAAUUGAGCAAGAGUGUUUUUGUACUAACACAUACUGGGCAGAAGUAGAGAUAAAAAAGUAAUUGGCUAACUUCAUCUCCUCCGUACUUAAGGGAAUGAAAAAUUGAAGAUUUUUCAUCCUACUCUCUAGGACUUUAGUUCCUUCUUUAGGACCAAGUUAACAAAAGACCAAGACGCUCCUGAUUAAACUGGACAUGGAGGAUUCUGUAGACAGGCUGCCCAUUUUGGCGCUGUUACGUUUCUGCUUCUCAGGGGCAUCCCCGCUGCACCAUCCCGCACUGCCCAGCGCGGGCGCUCAAGUUUACACCGCGCCGCUCACUCCCCGCUCCUGCUCCUGCGCCCUCUGCCCCUCGCUCCUAUUUAUUAAGCGUCACACUACCCAGGAGGUACACUAGCAAGUUGGGAGCUGAAUAAAACCCACACUUCUCUAGAUUCCUGCAGCUGUAUCAUAUGUAACAGUAUCACUUUUUCUACAUUUUGGUCAAAUAAAUUUUUACAUAAACUG
Equus quagga is the source of this 2226-nucleotide messenger RNA. RefSeq names its product tropomyosin 4 (gene TPM4). Gene Ontology annotation, molecular function: actin filament binding. The transcript has 9 exons. Gene Ontology annotation, cellular component: actin filament. The coding region runs from base 54 to 908 and encodes 284 amino acids. The record is from RefSeq and is a predicted model, not a curated record. Gene Ontology annotation, biological process: actin filament organization; muscle contraction. Lineage: Eukaryota; Metazoa; Chordata; Mammalia; Perissodactyla; Equidae.